Messenger RNA from Trichoderma harzianum CBS 226.95, 2316 nucleotides. RefSeq lists its product as hypothetical. Bases 1 to 2316 code for a protein of 771 amino acids. The transcript has 3 exons. The record is from RefSeq and is a predicted model, not a curated record. Gene Ontology annotation, biological process: DNA-templated transcription; regulation of transcription by RNA polymerase II. Gene Ontology annotation, molecular function: DNA-binding transcription factor activity, RNA polymerase II-specific; zinc ion binding; RNA polymerase II cis-regulatory region sequence-specific DNA binding. Gene Ontology annotation, cellular component: chromatin. NCBI's taxonomy places the organism in Eukaryota, Fungi, Ascomycota, Sordariomycetes, Hypocreales, Hypocreaceae.
AUGCGUAAUAUUGGUAUUCAGGAUAGUGUAGAUACGAAAGAGAAGCCGUUUCAAUGCUCUCAGUGCCCUAAAGCAUUUACAAGAAAAGAUUUGCUCUCGAGGCACGACCGUCUUGCCCACCUUUCGGGGAAUGCAUCACAGUCCUCGUCCUCCAUUACAAUUCCAGCAACUCGAUCUCCUCAACAGUCUUUAAAAUCCACCAAUAUUUUACCGGAUCUUACGGCAGAUCACUCAAGCAGACAUCAGGAAUCCGACCAUAUUACCCAGACCAGUAGUAUAGGUCAGCCUCUAGAUUUUGCAAUUAGAGAUAACACUGUCGAUUGCUUCACCCUUAGUUCCAUAGAUGAUUUUACAUCUUUUAUGGAUAGCGUCUCUGUUCCCACGCAUCCAUUCUCUCCGACUUAUCAGCCGGUACCAUUCUUUUUUCCAGUAUCUGAUCCAUCCUCUAUCAAUGCUUCGAACGAAGACUCAACAAACAAUGUUACAUGGCGAAAUGAAACACCAAGACAACGAGUUCCACGACUUGCCACUUCCUUGGCACCAAUUGCAAAAGAUGAUGAUUCUUCUCUUUCUCAAACUGGAUUCAGGAUUCCUCCACUGCAGCCUGAGUAUGAGUUGACCAAUCCAAACCAACAAGAUCGACAAGGUCUGCUACAUAUGCAUAUAUCCACGGAAUGUCGGCAACGGAUCAUCAAUGAUUUAGAAGGAUUUUCCGAUUAUAUCGACAAAGACUUCGAUUUACCAUCUCGGCAUGUAUUAUCAAGGUUCUUUGGAGGAUAUUUCGAUACUUUCCAUGACCAUUUCCCGUUCCUUCAUAUUCCAACUCUUCGACCGGAAAACAUUAGUGUCGAGCUGUUUCUUGCCAUGGCGGCGAUUGGAGCUCGCUAUACACACGAGUUAGAAAUGAGUGGCGUCUUAUUUCAGAUGACAAAAGUCUUGGUAUUCCAGUGUAUUCGAAGACACAGAGCCACACAUCCUAUCGCUACCCACGGGCUUCCACUUGGCAAGCUGGCUACAUCAAGCGAGCGGGUAGGACAAUCUUCGCAUCAACAGGGGGCUAAUUUAUCUAAAGACAGUCAACAAAGCGUUAUUCAGACGGUGCAGGCGAUGCUUUUGUUAGUCGCAAUUACUACUUGGUCGGAGCCUGGUACUGCAUCUGACGCCUUGUCGAUGCGCAGCAUGCUAGACUGUCUUAUCAGAGAAGAGGAAGCACUUCGCAUUCCUCAGACGCGACAUGUUGAUGAUUGGAAAACCUGGGUUUACCAUGAGAACAUUAAGCGAAUCAUUUAUGUUGCGUAUUGCUUCAUCAAUAUGCAUACUAUAGUUUUCGACAUACCCCCUUUGAUGUGGGCAAAGGACAUUAAUUUUGACCUUCCAUGCCGUGAGAAAGAGUGGAGGGCCAGGGACGAGGCGGAGUGGAAGCAAACUCGCGAUACUGGUGGACAACCGGCUCGAAACUUCCAAGAGACCUUUGCGAGUCUUUUCGUUAAUGCAGGCGAGAUGGAGGAAAAGUCAAAGACGAGCCAGACAAGCUUCUCGUCUUUCGGAGGAUGUGUCUUGAUGCAUGCCUUAAUCCAGCAGAUCUGGCUGACGAGAAACUCUGGAUUACCUUCUCAGCAACUAGAGCACAGCCUUCCAACGGAGCAGAUUGGUGCAUUCGAGAAUGCAUUGAGAACUUGGGCAAUGUAUUGGGAACAGAAUCAAGAAUCCUCCAUGGAUCCUUUGAGCCCUCACGGCCCUAUUGCAUUCACAUCUACGGCUCUUAUGCGGCUAGCCUACAUACGCCUUAACAUGAAUCUCGGACCAAUACGCUGUCUAAGUAGCUGGGAUCCUCAUUUGAUCGCUCAAUCGCUUCACGCGAGCCCCCCAGUCCAACGCAGCGAAAGACUCACUCGGGCUGCUCUCCAUUGCGCACAUGCACUGAGUAUUCCUGUCAAAUUGGGCAUAAACCAUAUCGCUGAAACGCAAGUCAGAUUUUGGUCAAAUCAACAUGCCCUAUGUUCUUUAGAGUGUGCUUUGUUGCUCGCAAAGUGGCUCGAAUCUGUUACAGCAAAAAACCCUAAUCCUCCAUUGACGCAAGCAGAGGAGCGACUCUUGGACUUUGUAGUCCACCUUGUAGCUGAAGCAGCAUACAAAGUUCGAUGCGAGAAAAUAUGGGAAAGAAAAAAGUCUCUCAAUGUGCAGACUGUUCGACUCUGGGCGAGGCUGUAUCAAUCCAAAACUGUAUGGGAAGUGGUGGGCUUGAUUGGAGCAUCAUUGAACAUAUAUGCAGACAUACUGGAGGAGAAGUGCUCAUCAGAGGGAAUUGAGGGAUAA